This is a messenger RNA of Parasteatoda tepidariorum (common house spider), 533 nucleotides long. RefSeq lists its product as uncharacterized. Lineage: Eukaryota; Metazoa; Arthropoda; Arachnida; Araneae; Theridiidae. The record is from RefSeq and is a predicted model, not a curated record.
GUAAACUCCAGCGUGUAAAUAUAGCGAUAAUAGAAAUGUGUUUGCUGUUCUAUGCGUACUUGUAUCGAAAUGCUUGUUGUUCACUUUCUCAUUGACAGCCGAUAUCAGCUAUGGGAUCUAGAAUCUUAUCUGUUUCGUUAUGUGUUUUAGGAAUAAUAGGACUUGUUUCGUCUCAGAUGGAUGACGCUUUAAAAAAAUGCUUCUCUGAUCCUAGAGUUAUACAAGGUUGUAAUGAGUUCGUUAUGGACGAUCCAGCAAUGGAUUUAUCGAAUAUGCUUGGCGGAUCCAUGGAUUUAUUACACGUAAAUAAUGUGUUGAAUGCACUCUUCGCAGACAUGAAUCACUGUAUUCAAAGAAAUGCUCGCAAAUACUGCUCUAAGAAAGCACAAAUGAUGGCAAGAAACAUGGAUCCAAAUUUUGUUAAAGAUGCACUUCUUAUGUAAAAUGAUCAGCACGAAAGACAUGAUCCAAAUUAUUGUGAUGAAAAUUAUUACUUUAUGUUGUUGAAAAUAAAUGUCUUUCACAAACAUAAA